This is a messenger RNA of Hirundo rustica (Barn swallow), 1812 nucleotides long. RefSeq names its product forkhead box D2 (gene FOXD2). Gene Ontology annotation, molecular function: RNA polymerase II cis-regulatory region sequence-specific DNA binding; DNA-binding transcription factor activity, RNA polymerase II-specific. Gene Ontology annotation, biological process: anatomical structure morphogenesis; cell differentiation; regulation of transcription by RNA polymerase II. NCBI's taxonomy places the organism in Eukaryota, Metazoa, Chordata, Aves, Passeriformes, Hirundinidae. The record is from RefSeq and is a predicted model, not a curated record.
GCCCGGCCCCGGCCGCCCCGGCCGCACAACAAUGACUUUGGGCAGCAGCGGCGGCGGCGGCUGCGGGAUCAUGUCCGAGCGCUCCCCGGAGGAAGAGCCGCUCUCCGAGGUGGAGGACGCGGAUAUCGACGUGGUGGGCCCGCCCCAGGAUGGGGGCAAGUACAGCGAGGAGGAGGAGGAGGACGAGGACGACGAGGAGGAGGACGAGGAGGACGGCGGCGGUCCGCUGGGGCCGGCGCUGCCGCGGAGCGGGGCCGCCAAGGCGCGCAUGGGGGGGUCCCCGGAGCGGCUGUCCCCCGCCGGCGGCUCGGAGCCGGCCUGCGCCCGCGGCGCCGCGCCCGGGGAGAAGGCGCCCGCGGGCGGCGGCGGCGGCGCGGGGGGGAAGAACCCGCUGGUGAAGCCGCCCUACUCGUACAUCGCCCUCAUCACCAUGGCCAUCCUGCAGAGCCCCAAGAAGCGGCUGACGCUGAGCGAGAUCUGCGAGUUCAUCAGCGGGCGCUUCCCGUACUACCGGGAGAAGUUCCCCGCCUGGCAGAACAGCAUCCGCCACAACCUCUCCCUCAACGACUGCUUCGUCAAGAUCCCCCGGGAGCCCGGCAACCCGGGCAAGGGCAACUACUGGACGCUGGACCCCGAGUCCGCCGACAUGUUCGACAACGGGAGCUUCCUGCGCCGGAGGAAGCGCUUCAAGCGGCAGCAGCAGCUGCACCCGCCGCACCCCGAGCUGCUGCUGCGGGCCGGGGCCGCCGACCCCGCCGCCUUCCUGCCCGGCUUCGCCUACGGACCCUACGGCUACAACUACGGCCUGCAGCUCCAGGUACCCCCACCACCACCACCACCAUCCCGGUGGCGGAGGCGGCGGCGCCGCGGCGCCUUCCCCUUCCCGGCGCCGCACUGCCCGUUACCGGCUCCGCCGCCUCCCGCCGCCGCCUCCGUCUUCUCCGCCGCCUCGGGGCUGCCCUCCUUCCUGGGCGGCGAGCUGAACUGCAGGAAGUCCUUCUACCACCCCCAGCUGAGCCCCACCGCCCUGCCCGCCGCCCUCCUCCAGACCCUCAAGCCGGACCCCUCGCCCGCCGGCGGCGGUGGCGGCGGCGGCACCAACCACCCCUCCCGGCCCUCUUUUUCCAUAGACAACAUCAUCGGGGGGGCCGUGCCCCCGCCGCCCAGCACCAACCCCAGCGUCGCGCCCGCCGCGCCCUACCCCGCCGGCCAGGCGGGCCCCCCGGCGCAGGUCCUGGCCGUGCUCAGCCCCGCCUUGGCCCCGGCACAGCCCCAGGUCAGCCUGGCACACGAGCCGCUCCUCCAGCCGGCCCAGAACUUUUCCAGUAAAAUCACAACCCUCAGCAGCUGUCAUUUUUAAAGUGUGCUGGGGACUGGGGAAGGGGAGGGGGAUUGGGGGGAGAGUCGCGAAGCAAACGGCCCCUUUCCAGCUCUCCUCCGCUCCUCCGAAACUGCUCCCCCUUCCCUCUCCCCGUGUCCCCCCCCCUCCCAUCUCCUCCUGUUGUGUUUUAAAGACAUUCAAAUGCACGUUUGAAAGAAAAUCGGAUCCGUCAGGAAGUUCGGAGAAUUCCCGUACUAUUUUUUUUUUUUUUUUAAAUCCCCGUUUCCCCACCCCCUCCAUGCGUGGGUUUUUUGGUGUAUUGGUAAUUAUUUGUAUAUAGAUUAUUCGGGAGCUAAUGAGCGGAGUCCAGUUAACUCUUCACUGGUUGUGCAUCCGUCAUAUCUAUUUUAUUGAGAGAAUCUGUGAAUAAUUUGAUGUGGAAAAGGCAACAGAAUUUUGUCCACCGUUGGUGUAAAUUAAUAAAUGUUUGU